Acanthoscelides obtectus is the source of this 492-nucleotide messenger RNA. NCBI's taxonomy places the organism in Eukaryota, Metazoa, Arthropoda, Insecta, Coleoptera, Chrysomelidae. The record is from the annotation of a GenBank genome assembly.
AUGUACCAGACUACUCGAGAGAUUGAGGAAGUCUACGCCGGAAAUCCGAGCAACUUUGGAGUUAUUGCUGCUUUGAUCAACGCAGUAGGAAAAGUUUCUUAUGAGACCGUUGUUUAUGCACCUUUUGUUCCUGUAGCUGGAUUAUCUCCAUAUCAUCUGACAAUUCAGAACCUUCGCAGUGCAGUUGUUGCUAUGUCAAACCGAGCAACGCCACGCGAAUUGAGGGUCAUUUUCUACGAACAUAACCCAAUUCCUGGUUGCAUCUGGAACGAGGAACUCGCUGAAGCACAGCCACCUCCUGCCCUCCAUCAAGUCAGAGGACGUAGAGACAUCAGAGUUCGCCGUCAACGUGAACUUGACGCCCGUCGCCGUAUCGUCGAGAACCCCGACUUUCCGCUGCUAAUGCACUCCAUAUAUGGGAACCACCCCCAGUACAGCAAAGUCACCUUUUCAGUACUCCUUUUUGUGAAGCCGAAUUGGAAUGUGCCAUAA